Molecule: messenger RNA, 3690 nt
Organism: Austrofundulus limnaeus
Lineage: Eukaryota; Metazoa; Chordata; Actinopteri; Cyprinodontiformes; Rivulidae
Gene: rapgef4a
Product: Rap guanine nucleotide exchange factor 4a
Biological process (GO): Ras protein signal transduction
Cellular component (GO): plasma membrane
Molecular function (GO): guanyl-nucleotide exchange factor activity
Source: RefSeq, a predicted model, not a curated record
AAAAAGUGUCAGUUUCGUUUUUAUUCCCGACACCAGUGAGCGCGCACCUCAUGGAUAAGGUGAGCAGGCUGGAUGAUAAGUGAAGGUGCAGCCUUCCUCCUCCUCCUCCUCUUCCUCCUCUGCAGCCGCAGCAGCAUCAACAGCAGGACUUCCAGCUGGAGCUUCACGAUGGUCGCAGCGCACACUUCGUCUCAUCCGUCAGAAUCUGCCGACUGGAUAAUCUGUCUGGACAAGAGGAUGCUGUUACCAUAUGCACCCUGGGGACAGGCACAGCGUUUGGGGAGUCAAUCCUGGACAACACCCCCAGACAUGCUACCAUCAUCACUCGAGAAUUCAGCGAGCUCCUACGCAUCGGACAAAAGGAGUUCAGGUCUCUGUGGGAGAAAUACCAUCACUGCAUGGCAGGACUACUUGCUCCAUCAUAUGGCGUGAUGGAAAGCAGCCGUGGUUCUGACAGAAUGGCAGAAAAAGAAAACAUAACCAACAAUGUGUUUGUUUCAGUCUCCAAACACCCAAACAAGAAGUCUUUUCUUGAAAGUCCAGCCAGAGUUCAGCCUAAAUGCACAUCUCAGGUCCUUUCCGAGAAGAUCCUUGGUGCCGGAAAGAUUCUCCGUUACGCCAUCCUCUCCAGAGCGCCUCACGUGAUCCGAGACAGGAAGUACCAUCUGAAGACAUACAGGCGGUGUUGUGUGGGGACGGAGUUGGUUGACUGGCUGAUGCAGCAGAGCUCCUGGGUCCACUCUCGUAUUCAGGCUGUGGGCGUGUGGCAGGUGCUGCUGGAGGAAGGAGCUCUGAACCACGUGGACGGAGAGAUGAGUUUCCAGGACAAGUAUCUUUUCUAUCGCUUCCUGGAUGAUGAGCAGGAGGACGCUCCUGGCCGUGACGAUGAGGAGAGGAGGGAGAGCCAGGAGGAGCUGCAGGACACUCUGCUCUUUCUCUCGCAGAUUGGACCGGACGCACUCAUGAGGAUGAUUCUGAGGAAACCUCCCUCUGAAAGAACAGCCAAUGAGUUGGAGAUCAUUCAUGAAGAACUUCUUCACAUAAAGGCCUUAUCUCACCUAUCUACCACUGUAAAGAGAGAACUGGCUGGAGUUCUCAACUUUGAGUCCCACRCAAAGGCAGGAACUGUAUUAUUCAACCAGGGUGAGGAGGGCACAUCCUGGUACAUUAUUCUAAAAGGUUCGGUCAACGUUGUCAUCUAUGGGAAAGGCGUUGUCUGCACUCUGCAUGAGGGAGAUGACUUUGGGAAGUUGGCACUUGUCAACGAMGCUCCCCGUGCUGCCUCCAUCGUCCUGCGAGAGGACAACUGUCAUUUCCUAAGGGUGGACAAGGAGGACUUUAACAGGAUUUUAAGGGAUGUGGAGGCGAACACCGUYCGUCUGAAGGAACAUGGUCAAGAUGUUCUGGUGUUGGAGAAGAGUCGAAACUCCGUCCAAGGAUCCUCUGCAUCUCAUUACAAAUACAACAUCAUGGCUGGGACUCCCGAAAAGAUUUUGGAGCAUCUUCUUGAAAUGAUGCGACUGGAUUCUCAGUUCACAGAGUCAGACUCAGCCUUAGAUGAUUUUGUGCUCAUGCACUGUGUCUUCAUACCCAACAGUCAGCUGGGUCCAGUCUUGAGAGACCACUACCACGCUCGGGCCUCGCAGGGCUCUGAGCAGGAGCAGCUGGACUACACGCUGAACAACAAGCGCAGGGUGAUCCGCCUGGUGGUGAAAUGGGCCGCUGUGCAUGGAGAUCUCCUGCAGCAGGAGGACAGGGCCUUCCUGGAGGAAUUUCUCCUGAUGGUCUCUAGCGAUGUCAAAAUGCUUCCAGCCCUCAGGGAUCAACUUACAGAGUUGGAGAUCAUUUCAAAAAGCAAUGCAGAUGAUAGAUCCUCACAGAAAAAGCACAAAGUCCUUUUGCAACUGUGCAGUAUGGGGGACGAGAAGCAUCAAAAAUGUCAGCCCAUUAAAGGUGAUGAUGAAAUUCUGUUCAAAGUCCACUGCUGUGACCACACCUACACCACCAUCCGGGUCCCCGUGGCCGCCUCGGUCAGGGAGGUCAUCGACGCUGCGGCCGACAAGCUGGGGUCGGCAGAGGGUCUGAUCCUGGUCGGCCUCAGCUCAGCGGGAGAGAAAUCUAUCUUUAAGCCAAAUGAUGUGUCCGUCUUCUCCACACUCAGCACAAAUGGACGACUCUUUGUCUGCCAGAGGGACCAGCUGGAUUUGUUGACCCCUCUCCCUGAGCAGGAAGGUCCAUCCACAGGGUCCCUGACCWGUUUUGAGCUGAUGAGCUCCAAAGAUGUGGCGUACCACAUGACCUGCUAUGACUGGGAGCUUUUCCACUGUGUUCAUGAGCUCGAGCUCAUCUAUCACACGUUUGGAAGGCAAUACGUCAAGAAAACCACGGUGAACCUGGAUCUGUUCCUGAGGAGGUUUAAUGAAAUCCAGUUUUGGGUGAUAACAGAGAUGUGUCUGUGUCCUCAGCUGAACAAGAGAGUGCAGCUGCUGAAAAAGUUCAUCAAGAUCGCUGCUCACUGCAAAGACUACAAUAAUCUAAACACCUUCUUUGCUGUUAUUAUGGGCCUGAGUAACCCGGCAGUGAGCAGACUGAGUCAGACCUGGGAGAAACUGCCCAGCAAAUUCAAGAAGUUUUACGAGGAGUUUGAAAACUUAAUGGACCCAACCAGGAACCACCGGGCCUAUAGACUCACAGUCUCCAAACUGGACCCUCCCAUCAUUCCGUUCAUGCCACUGAUGAUAAAAGACAUGACAUUCACACACGAGGGAAACAAAACAUUUGUUGACAAUUUGGUCAAUUUUGAGAAAAUGCGGAUGAUCGCCAACACAGUGAAGGUAGUGAGACACUGCAGGAGUCAAACGUUCAAUCCAGACCCUCCACUGGCUGGGAAGCACCACCCUGACGUCUGGGCUUACGUUCGUCAUCUCAGUGUGAUCGACAACCAGAGGACGCUAACGCAGCUCUCUCAYGGACUCGAGCCUCGCAGGUCCUAACUGCCCACCCCUCAGGGUCGGACUUUUUUCACCCCAUCCUGCUGCUUUCCCACAACAUGACGUGCGCUUCACACUGACAUGAAUUUAGCCCAAUCCAGGCAAUCACAUGGAGGACCUAAUGAGGGAUCAGAUAAUGAGAUAUUGUUUCACCGACUUGUUAAGCCUUUUAUUACAGUAAUCUGUGAUUUUUCAACAACAGUAAUUGUUGUGGGAUGAAGUACCUCUCAUAUCGGUGUCAUGCGGGUAUCAUAUCAGCUGCAACUCAAACAGAAGAAGAAAAUAAGGAUCCCUGAGUGGUGGGAGUCUCAUUUUGUAGAUUAAUGUGUAAAAUCAAAGAUGUAAGCAGUGUGAUGAUUUAGAAAACACUUUAAAUUCCUGCUAUGCAUGUGUUUUGUAUCUUUUUUAUCAAACAAUAUUUGUACUGAUUCUAUUUAUUCUGACUUCAGCAUGGAGAUGUUUAAAAAUCAUAAGCACAUUUCUCCUUUAAAGKUUCAAAUAUAACAGUGUCUCCAGAAAUAUUUUAUAAAUAUUUGUGUACUGUCGUUACUCUCAUGCUCUGCUUUUCCAUUGUAUCACAAUGCUGUUAGCAUUUAUAGCAUGUCAACCUUUGUAACUUAACUUUUGUUAUGAACAGUUUGAAAGGGUGAAAUGUGUCCUUUUAUGAGAACCUGAGCAUAAAACAAGAACUUUCUUAACA